This is a messenger RNA of Symbiodinium pilosum, 2730 nucleotides long. Lineage: Eukaryota; Dinophyceae; Suessiales; Symbiodiniaceae. The record is from the annotation of a GenBank genome assembly.
AUGGCGAGCUACAUGAUGCCGGGCUACGGCAUGCAGCAGCAGGGGUACCCGCAAAUGCAGAUGACGGCAGAGCAGCAGCAACAGUACCAACAACAGUACCAGCAGCAGUACCAGCAGCAACAGAUGCAACAGCAACAGUACCAGCAGUACCAGCAGUACCAACAGCCUCAGUACUCACAGUACCAGCAGGCUCAGCAGGCUCAGGCCCAGCAGGCCCAGCAGGCCAGCCAGCAACAAGCCGGCUCGGGUGCCUUGACAGUCACUGGCUGCGCCGAUGCAACGGUCGGGAACAUCGUGCGAGGCACUUUUUCCUUGCAGACAGAGAACCAUGGCCGUCCCGUGUACAAAAAGAACGAGCCUGUAGCCAACAAUCCCACGCUGGAUGUCCUGAUUUACUUUUGGGAUGAGCGUGAUGGCGCCAAUUUUUGCGGCUGGUGGUUUGGUCCCAAAGUAGGAGGGGACCAAGUGUGGGCUUACAACAGUGAGCGCAGUGCUCAGCCUCCGUCAACUGGUUGGCGUGUCCCCUACGACGGUUCGGUAGACCCUUCCUUUGUUAUAAGCUCUGGUGCACAGGGCUACAGCCAGGCCUACCAGCAGGCAUAUGGACAGCAAGGGUAUGGCCAGGCUUACCAACAGCAAUAUCAGCAACAGUAUCAGCAACAAAUGCAGCAGCAGCAGUACCUCCAGCAAAAGCAGCGGGAUGAUGAAAUGGCCAGGCGCCGGCAGGAGGAACAGCGCCGGGCAGAGCAACAAGGUGUGAUGAACUGCCAAGCCAUCCUUCAGAAGCUCGCAGCCGUGACCCCUGAGAACUUUGACCACAUUAAGGAUGAGGUUGAGAAGAUGGUCAUGCAAGAGCUGCCCAAGUGUGGAAGCCAGGCUGAGGUUGUAAAGGCUGAGGCGAUGCAGCACAUUCAAGCCGCACAAAUGCGCGUGGAGCAAAUCAAGCAACACCGAGCAGAGGAGGAGCGACAGAACCAAGAGCGCAUGGAAGAAGCCAAGCGCAUCCUCGCAGAGCUCGGGGGCUUGGUUGAGAAGGCAGAGCAAGACACAGCCAGCCUGAAGACAACUGCGGCUCCGGUCCUGGAGUCCAAGUCUAUGAGCGAGGAUGAAGCACGCGAGGCGGGCAAGUCAGUCAGCGCCGUUUCAGUGUCAGCCAAGGCCUCCUGCAAGGUGUGUUCAACCUUCAUCGUAGAGCGGAGGAUGAGCAUCGAUGCAGUGAAGCCACCUUACCUGGCUCAGCUUCGAGAAGAGCAGCUGAAGCUCCAAACGCGCAUACAAGAGUGCUACAAGAUAGUUGUGUCAUCAACUACCUCAGCCAAAGAAAUGAUCGACAAGGCUGUCAGAAAAACUCAUGCCAUGAAGGUUUUUGCCAAGCGCACCUCCGCCUUUGACAAGUACAACUCAGCGAAGGAUGGUUUCCUGAGCGCUGAUGACAUCGUCGCCUAUGCCAAAGGUGAGUUCCGCUUCCCGCUAUCCAAGGAGGCGGCCAGCACCAUUUUGAAGAAGCACAGUGAUGGUGGCAAGGGCGUGGCGCGGACACGCUUCCAGCGCGUGAAGGUAGCUGUGGGCAUAGCCCGAGAAGAAGAGGCCUCCAUGGCCAGGCGCCGAGAGGCGGAGCAGAAGAGGUUGGCUCUGGAGGCCAAGAAAAAAGUUAUCGAGGCAGACAUCCAGAAGGUGGUUGACACUCUUGCUGAUGCAGAGCCUGCAGUGACGAAGGCAGAAGAGGCAGGCAAAGCUGAGCACCUGUCAACGGAGUACCUCAAGGGGAACCCAGGCAGAGAAGAGGUUGCUUCAGCAAACGAGGCGGCUGCCGCUGCUCUCAAUGAUGCUCAGACUGAGCUGUCUGACGUCCGCACGCGCCUGACCGACCUGGCAAACUCCGCAGAUGAGGAUGUCAAGCAAUGGGUGCAGACCGAGAUUCGCAAGGUCGAUGUCAAGGUAUUGCAGAUGGAUACCCGAUUGAUGCAGACCAAGCUGGCAAUGGAGCGGGGCCAGAAGUACCUGGAAAAGUUAGAGGCCACGGAGCUCUUGAAUGCCAGGGCAGAGGUCAGCAAACGUCUUCGGGCCAAAAAGAUGGGUGUGGAGGAUCUUUUCAAGACUGUCGACAAGGAUGGUGACGGCGCGGUAAACCUCUCAGACUUCACAUCCUUCCUGCAGGCUGAUGGUUGUCAGCUAGAUGCAGACAAGAUGGACAAAGCCUUCGGCUACUAUGAUCUGGGCACUGGCGUCAUCAGCAAAGAGAUGUUGGUCUUGGCUUCUAGAUGCUAUUACCUGGUGGUGGCCGAGACGGUCAUGACAGAGCACGAGGCGCUGGAGGAAGGUUCAGCCUUGCGGCGUUUGGAUCCACGAGAGCUGGUGGAGAUUCUGGAGGGCCCCGCAGAAGAGAAGAAUCCUGGAGUUCCACGGGCAAAGUGCCGUGCAGUCAUGGAUGCCGCUGAGGGCUGGGCCACCAUCACAGGGAGUAGUGGCACUUCCUUUCUAGUCCCUAGCGAAGGGAACCUGGACGUGCUUAGAGAAACUCCGCUGAACAGUGAGCUCGAGGAGAGUGCAACAGUUCGUGAACUUACUCCCGGCGAAAAGGUGGAGAUCUUGGAAUGGAACCAGAAGAGUGCCAACGGCGACACUAGGGUGAAGGUCCGGGUGAAGGGAUCUUCCGACAUCGGCUGGGCGACAAGGCUCACGGCUGAGGGCACUGAGAUUCUUAGGAUUUCAAUGACCCCAAUGAGUUGA